Molecule: messenger RNA, 2128 nt
Organism: Vigna angularis (adzuki bean)
Lineage: Eukaryota; Viridiplantae; Streptophyta; Magnoliopsida; Fabales; Fabaceae
Exons: 2
Coding region: 166-1632 (488 amino acids)
Biological process (GO): porphyrin-containing compound biosynthetic process
Cellular component (GO): cytoplasm
Molecular function (GO): coproporphyrinogen oxidase activity; 4 iron, 4 sulfur cluster binding
Source: RefSeq, a predicted model, not a curated record
GAUAUUUGAGGGGGGAAAGCCGAAGAAAAAACGAGAUCACAACGAUAUUUAUUAUAUGAAAAAUAACAUAUCGUAGUCCUUAUUAUAUUUUGUCAUCGUAGCAAUAUCCCUUACUAGUGCAGAGGUGCCUCGUAUAUUUCGUCUACAUCCUUUCUCGGCAGUUUGAUGCUCACUCCCCUAAUGCUGCUGAAAUCAUCUUUCACUCCCAUUUUCUUGGUGCAAACCCCUAAAUCCAAAGCUCAAAAACUUCACCACGCAUUCACCAAAACCUUUCUCACUAACAGCACGCCACCCGUUCGACAUAAUGCCUCUCUCAACUUCGCCACCCCACCACCCGCUUCCUCCGCCUACAUCCACCUCCCUUUCUGCCGGAAACGCUGCCACUAUUGCGACUUUCCCAUCGUAGCUCUCGGUUCCGCCUCCACCCAAACCCACCACGACCCGCGCGUCUCCAACUACAUCGACUGGCUCUGCCGGGAAAUCACCGCCACCAAAGUGGAUCAGCCCGCUUCCACCACGCCCCUCCAAACUGUCUAUUUUGGCGGUGGGACGCCCUCUCUGGUGCCUCCUUCCAUGGUUUCAUCCGUUUUGGAGAGUCUGAGGGUGAAGUUUGGGCUUUGUAAGGACGCGGAAAUAUCGAUGGAGAUGGACCCCGGCACGUUUGGUGCUGAGAAGAUGAGGGAGAUGAUAGCGUUGGGAGUGAAUAGAGUGUCUUUGGGAGUUCAGGCGUUUCAGGAGGAGCUGUUGAGAGCGUGUGGGAGGGCACAUGGGGUGCAAGAGGUUCAUGAGGCUAUUAGUGUUGUGAAGUCAUGUGGGGUUGAGAAUUGGAGUAUUGAUCUCAUAGCUUCGUUGCCUCAUCAGAGUUGUGAGAUGUGGGAGGAAAGUUUAAGGCUCACCAUUCAGUCACAACCUUCUCAUGUGUCCGUUUAUGACUUGCAAAUUGAGCAAGGAACAAAAUUUGGACGAUUGUACUCACCAGGGGAAUUUCCAAUGCCUUCUGAAACACAAUCGGCUGAGUUCUAUAAGAUGGCUUCAAGAAUGCUUACUGAUGCGAAUUACAACCAUUAUGAAAUCAGCAGCUACUGCAAAAGUGGGUACGAGUGCAAACACAACUUUAUCUACUGGAAGAACGAGCCUUUCUAUGCCUUUGGCCUUGGCUCUGCCAGUUUUGUUGGUGGGUUGAGGUAUUCAAGACCAAGGAAGGUCAAUGAUUACAUUAAUUUUGUGCAGAAUCUGGAAAAAGGAAUAGUAGAUAGCUCUGGUGAUGGUAACAUUAAUGGCAAGGACACGGCCAUGGAUGUGGUGAUGCUGUCCCUAAGAACUGCACAAGGCCUAGACUUAAAGAGUUUCCAAGAAUCAUUUGGCAGCUCUGUUGUUUUGUCAUUGCUAGAGGCUUAUAAACCUUAUGUUGAAAGUGGACUUGUGGUUUGCUUGGAUGAGCAUAGGAGAACCAUUAUAGAUGACCUUGACUAUUCCUUUUGGGAUAAAACUAACACAGAAAAGAGGGUGGCAUACAUAAGGCUAAGUGAUCCAGAAGGUUUCCUCUUAUCAAAUGAGUUGAUAGCCCUUGCUUUUGGGGUUAUUGACUCUUGGAAGGUUUCCCCUCAGUACCAAGAAGCAAAAUCCACUUGAAAGCAUGGAUGUAUAUUUUAAAGCAACACACCAAUUAUAGCUGAUGUCAUCUAACGAUUAUUUGUACCAGAUACCUAUUUAUACAGAGGAAAUAUUUCUUGUAAGGAGGGGAUGGAUAUGCAGGCUCAAACACCAAUGAUGGACAUCCAUACGUUCCGUUGAUCUUCAUAACUAAUAAUAGUUCAUGAAAUGAAAUCAAUUAUGAUUGACAUUCGAAUAAAUAAACAAAUUGUCUAAACCUACCUCCUGAGGUUGAGAAUCAUCUUGAUGGUGAAAGAACAUAAUUUCAAAGUGUACUACGACAUCCAAACACAAAUUGAUAUAUGAAUUUUGCAGAGGAUGGAUGGAAAUCGAGAGGUACAUAAUUGGUGCCCAAGCUAGUAAUUUUUGGAAGUAAAGGAGAUUGAGAUCACCUUUAGGUGAACCAAUCACCUGUUUCUUCAUAGCAAUUGUUUUACUGUUUACUGAUAUUUUGUCCCUCUAUAUUCGUAACGUU